Molecule: messenger RNA, 1507 nt
Organism: Tuber aestivum (summer truffle)
Lineage: Eukaryota; Fungi; Ascomycota; Pezizomycetes; Pezizales; Tuberaceae
Source: the annotation of a GenBank genome assembly
AUGCCGCUGGCACUCCUCACCUCGCGCUCCCUCGCAGCCCACAUAUUCAAGAACCUCUCCCUAAUUCUCCUCAGCAACCUCUUCCUCCCGAUAUCGACGCUAGUCUUCCUCCUAAGUCUCUUGAAAGAAUGCAUCCGGCCGAGUACCGGUGCCGCCGUUCUCCCUCCGGGAAGGCGCAAAACAGUAAUGAUUAAUUCCCUGGCGAUGACGAAGGGACUAUCGCUAGCGCGGAGCUUUUACCUUGCCGGCCACAGAGUCAUCGGCAUUGACGUCGCUCGCGGGGGAGCAAUUUCUAGCGGGAGGUUCUCGCGAGCCUUGGACGCUUACUACCUCGUUGACUCACCAGUCUCCGAGGAGGGCGGGGGGCAGCAGAGGUAUGAGGAUGCGCUGCUGGAUAUCAUCAAAAGGGAAAGCGUGGAUAUGUGGAUCUGCGUUUCCGACGAAGCAAGUACCGUCGAAGAUGCCGUCGCCGCAGAAAGGAUCCGUUGGGAGACCGGAUGUGUUGUUUUCCAGUCAUUGCCAGAGACCUGCCGAACACUCCACCACAAGCACCUCUUCACCCAACACACUGACAAAAUCGGCCUCGACACCCCAGAAACAGUCUGUGUGACCAGCCAGGACGAAGCCCUUCGGUUCAUAAAAGCAAAAGUGCUCAACGGGAAGAAGUACACCCUCAAGAGCAUAACCCUGGACGAUGCGGCCCGCCAGAACAUGACGUUAUUCCCGCGCCCCACGGAAGAGGAAUCUAGAGCCUACCUCUCCGAGCUCCCAAUAAGCGCUGACAACCCCUGGCUCUUCCAGGAGCACAUCACUGGGCGCAAAUUCUGCACCCACGCCGUUGUAUCGAACGGGCAGCUGGGCGCGUUUGUGGGGUGUCAGUCAUCGGAGUCACUGAUGUGCUGCCAGGGACUAGAGGCAUAUAGCAAGUACGCGUUGAAGCUGCAGGAGUUGACGCAGCGGUACGUGAAGAGUCUCGAGAACGGGUGCUUGACCGGACAAGUCUCCCUCGAUGUUCUCAUAAGCGAGGGCAAGGAUGGAGAGUUAAGACCAUUCCCGACCAGGUGUAAUCCAAGGACGCACACCGCAGUUGUGCUAUUUGAGGACGCGCCGGAGCAGCUGUGCAGGGCCUAUCUAUCCCUCCUCGAGCCGGCGUCGGAGGAGCAGAACGGGGUCUCGAGCGUGAGGUACUUCGUACCUGACCUUUCCCAGGUCGAGGGCUAUUACUGGUUCGGACACGAUCUCGUCACUCUCGUCUUCCUCCCCUUGAUGGAGGGGGAGAGGGUAGCAGAGGCCUUGCGGGAAUUCUUCACGCAUCUGCUUUGGUGGAGGGACGCCACGUUCAGGACGUGGGACCCCGUGCCGUUCUGGUGGCUCUAUCAUGUUUACUUGCCCACGCUGUUUUGGCAGUUUCUUGUUUCAGGGACCAAGUGGAGUAGAGUUAAUGUUAGUACUACAAGGGUUUCUAGGAUGUGAUUGGAUUUUUUUCUUCUUCCCCCUCCUGGUGUGC